AUGAGCAAUGCAACAAUCAUCGACGAAAAAGCAUUAAACGAUUGCUUAAAUGAGAUCACUUGCGCUCUUCUUCAAUCUGGUGUUCAAUUCAAACUUGUUCGCGACAUGCAAGCUAAUAUCAAUAAAGUCGUUGGGUGGCAACCUGUGCUGGUUUGCGCUGAUACGUUUAGAGCUGGUGCGUUUGAUCAGUUAAAGCAGAAUGCAACUAAAGCUAAAAUUCCAUUAUAUGGAAGUUAUAUGGAAUCAGAUCCUGUGAGAAUUGCUGUGGAAGGUGUGGAAAGAUUUAAGAAGGAAAAUUGUGAUCUUAUAAUUGUUGAUACGAGUGGACAGCAUAAACAGGAAGCUGCACUUUUUGAAGAAAUCCGUCAAGUUUCUGAAGCAACGAAACCCGAACUUGCUAUACUUGUUACGGAUAGCAGUAUCGGUCAAGUUGCAUUUGAUCAAGCUCAAGCUUUUAAGCAAAGUGUUGCUGUUGGAGCUGUGAUUGUUAUCAAAAUGGAUGGUCAUGCAAAGGGCGGUGGCACGCUUAGUGCGUGAGUAUUCUAGCGGUUGCUCU
Populus euphratica (Euphrates poplar) is the source of this 556-nucleotide messenger RNA. Its product is annotated as signal recognition particle 54 kDa protein 2-like. NCBI's taxonomy places the organism in Eukaryota, Viridiplantae, Streptophyta, Magnoliopsida, Malpighiales, Salicaceae. Gene Ontology annotation, biological process: SRP-dependent cotranslational protein targeting to membrane; SRP-dependent cotranslational protein targeting to membrane, translocation. The transcript has 3 exons. Gene Ontology annotation, molecular function: endoplasmic reticulum signal sequence receptor activity; 7S RNA binding; GTPase activity. The record is from RefSeq and is a predicted model, not a curated record. The coding region runs from base 1 to 537 and encodes 178 amino acids. Gene Ontology annotation, cellular component: cytosol; signal recognition particle, endoplasmic reticulum targeting.